Messenger RNA from Microplitis demolitor, 1234 nucleotides. RefSeq names its product tetraspanin-2A (gene Tsp2A). The record is from RefSeq and is a predicted model, not a curated record. The coding region runs from base 111 to 842 and encodes 243 amino acids. The transcript has 5 exons. NCBI's taxonomy places the organism in Eukaryota, Metazoa, Arthropoda, Insecta, Hymenoptera, Braconidae. Gene Ontology annotation, cellular component: membrane.
CCUGUUCCCGAGAAAUUAAGAAAAAAAAAAGAAAAAAAAAAAAGAGAUUUUGUGAAUUUACCUGUGCGUGAAAACUCCAAGAAAAUAAAAAAGUUUUUUUUACACAAAAAAUGGCUGGAACGAAAGGACUUGACUCAGCGCGAUUAGAAAGACAAAUUGGGUGCAUUAAGUACACGAUAUUUUCUCUCAAUGCAAUUCUAUGGAUUUUAGGGGCUGGAAUGUUUGGUCUAGCCGUUUGGUUGCGCGUUGAACCUGGUUUCCAAGAAUGGGUUGAUUUUCUAGACAUAGGUGAUUAUUAUAUCGGCACAUAUAUAUUAAUAAUUGCCGCAGUUAUUGUUAUGAUAAUUGCAUUUUUUGGAUCGGCUGCUGCGUUAAUGGAAAGUCCUCUAUUUCUCUAUAUCAAUAUUGGACUCCACCUGUUUGCAUUUGUCUUCGGAUUAGCUGGCGCCGCAGUUUUGUUGGAUUACUCGACUUAUGACAGCAAAAUCCAACCAAUAAUCCAUCGAUCGAUGACGUCAUUAAUUAUUAAUUCACAAUAUGAAAGACCGUCACAAAUUUUAAAACUCGUCCAAGAAAAUAUCGGUUGCUGUGGCGCUGAAGGACCGAUGGAUUAUUUAGAUUUAUUGAAGCCAUUGCCUACAGAAUGCCGAGAUACCGUAACCGGAAAUGCAUUUUUUCAUGGGUGCGUUGAUGAAUUGACUUGGUAUCUCGAGUCGAGAUCCGGGUGGCUCGCUGGUCUAGCACUCGCUCUUUGUAUGUUACAUAUUGUACAAGCGGUUUUGUCAUUAAUAUUAAUCCAGGCCAAACAAAAGGAAGACGAUGCUGUAAUUUUUAAGCGUUAGGGUAAAAAAAAAUAUACAGAUAAUUAUAAUAAUUUUUUUUUUAUUAUAAAUAUAAUCAAGUACAUUAAAAAUUUUUUAUCGGAUUUAUAUAUAUGUAGAUUGAUAGAAAAUCAAAUUCUCUUUAAAACGAGUACCCACAAGCUAUACUUAUUUUUGAUAUUUUUCAAAACAUAUAUUUAUGAAUAUAUAUAUCAAAGUAUUGAAUUAUCUUAAAUAUAUAUGGCAUGUGUGUACUCAUUUUAAAGGGCAUAAAAUUCUCUUUAAAAUGAGUACCCGCAAGCCGUACUUAUUUUUGAUAUUUUUUAAAACAUACAUAUAUAAAUAUAUAUAUCAAGUUUUUGAAUUAUCGAAAAUAUAUAUGGCAUGUGGGUACUCAUUUUAAAGGGCAUGAA